Messenger RNA from Arachis ipaensis, 750 nucleotides. RefSeq lists its product as uncharacterized. Gene Ontology annotation, molecular function: aspartic-type endopeptidase activity. The record is from RefSeq and is a predicted model, not a curated record. Gene Ontology annotation, biological process: proteolysis. Lineage: Eukaryota; Viridiplantae; Streptophyta; Magnoliopsida; Fabales; Fabaceae.
AUGACCAAGGAGGCCGAAUCUAAGGAGAUGUAUGUUGCUGAGAAAUUGAAGGAAGAAAACGAUCAAGAAGAUAUUGGAGGGACAUUGCUACACGCCCCAUUGGUAGCACAGGAGCUUGAAGUACCACACCCUCAAAAGCUACAAGAAGAGACCAAGCAUGAGCAAUUCACUCAGUUCUUGGAAAUCUUCAAAAAGUUUCACAUUAAUAUUUCUUUUGCUGAGUUGUUGGAGAAGAUGCCUCCCUAUAUGGCCUUCAUGAAAAGCCUACUCUCUGAGAAGAAGGUCUUGAAGGGAGAUAAAACUGUAGUCUUGACCAAGGAGGGUAAUGCAUUGAUUCAGAGGAAGCUACCUAAGAAGAUGCCAAACCCUGGAAACUUCCUAAUUCCCUGUACCAUUGGGAAUAUUAUUUUUGAGAAAGCAUUGUGUGAUCUUGGUUCAAGCAUAAAUCUGAUGUCAUUCUCUAUAAUGAAGAAGUUGGGGAUCCAAGAGGCGCAGCCUAUAAGAAUAGCACUAGAAAUGGCUGACAAGUCUCGGAAGCAAGCAUAUGGGCUAUUGGAGAACGUACAAGUCAAGGUUGGAGAGCUCUUCCUCCCUGCAAAUUUUGUGAUUCUUGACAUGGGAGAGGAUAUAGAUGAAUCCAUCAUCCUAGGAAGGUCAUUCCUAGCCACAGGAAGAGCCCUCAUAGAUGUUGAAAGAGGUUGUGGAAAAAUUAUUUUUGGUGCUUCUGCUGUUAGACAGGUUCUUGUUUGA